Molecule: messenger RNA, 1648 nt
Organism: Leptidea sinapis
Lineage: Eukaryota; Metazoa; Arthropoda; Insecta; Lepidoptera; Pieridae
Gene: VhaAC39-1
Product: V-type proton ATPase subunit d
Exons: 4
Coding region: 103-1149 (348 amino acids)
Biological process (GO): vacuolar transport; vacuolar acidification; proton transmembrane transport
Cellular component (GO): vacuolar proton-transporting V-type ATPase complex; proton-transporting V-type ATPase, V0 domain; plasma membrane proton-transporting V-type ATPase complex
Molecular function (GO): proton-transporting ATPase activity, rotational mechanism
Source: RefSeq, a predicted model, not a curated record
UGGUACUAUCAUAUGAUCAAUUGAUUGGAAUUCAUCUCGUUCAGGGAUUCCAAAAAAUUGUUCUUUUAGUUUUUGUUUAGCCGUGUCUUAUACAGUCAAACAAUGAAGGGUUGCAUUUUUAAUAUUGAUGCAGGCUAUUUGGAAGGAUUGUGCAGGGGAUUUAAGUGCGGAAUCCUUAAGCAAUCCGAUUACCUGAAUUUGGUUCAGUGCGAAACCCUGGAGGAUCUUAAACUUCAUUUGCAAGGUACUGACUAUGGUUCAUUCCUUGCCAAUGAACCCAGUCCCCUCGCCGUAUCCACCAUUGAUGACAAGCUCCGAGAAAAGCUUGUUAUUGAAUUUCAACAUAUUCGUAAUCAUUCAGUGGAGCCAAUGUCAACAUUCCUCGACUUUAUUACAUACAGUUACAUGAUUGAUAAUAUAAUCUUGUUGAUAACUGGUACACUGCACCAGAGGCCAAUCUCUGAGCUUAUACCCAAGUGUCAUCCUCUUGGCUCAUUUGAGCAAAUGGAAGCCAUUCAUGUUGCUGCUACACCUGCUGAGCUCUACAAUGCAGUAUUGGUGGAUACUCCUCUCGCUCCAUUCUUUGUUGACUGUAUCAGUGAGCAGGACUUGGAUGAGAUGAAUAUUGAAAUCAUUCGUAAUACCUUGUAUAAGGCAUAUUUGGAAGCGUUUUAUGAAUUCUGCAAGCAAAUUGGUGGCACCACUGCAGAUGUCAUGUGUGAGAUUUUAGCGUUUGAAGCUGAUCGCCGUGCCAUUAUUAUUACCAUCAAUUCAUUUGGAACAGAAUUGACAAAGGAUGACCGUGCUAAGCUUUAUCCUCGUUGUGGAAAGUUGAACCCAGAUGGUUUAGCUGCUCUUGCUAGAGCUGAUGAUUAUGAGCAAGUGAAAGCAGUUGCAGAAUACUAUGCCGAGUACCAGGCAUUGUUUGAGGGUGCUGGUAGCAAUGUUGGUGAUAAAACACUUGAAGACAAAUUCUUUGAGCAUGAAGUCAGCCUGAAUGUGAUGGCUUUUUUGCAACAAUUUCACUUUGGUGUGUUUUAUUCUUAUUUAAAAUUGAAGGAACAAGAAUGCAGAAACAUUGUAUGGAUCAGCGAAUGUGUUGCACAGAAACACCGCGCCAAAAUUGAUAACUACAUUCCAAUCUUCUAAACAAAACAAUUGAAAUUAUACCGAUAAUAUAUUUUAAUGUUGCAUUCUGUGUAUAUUGUAAUAGGUAUAAGAAACAUUAAAUGAAUUAUUAAUUUGUUGAAACUUUGUGCAUGAGAUAUUUUUAUCAAAGCAUUGUAGAUAAUUAUGAUAAAUUAUUUUGAUUUAUGAAGAGCUAUUAUCAUAUUAUAUUACCAUUAUAAAUAAAUGGUUUUUGUUGCUUGAUAAAUAACAUAUUGUUUUAAGAUCAUUCCAAGGAAUGUGAAAAAUAUUUCGUUAAAGUAUUAAUAUAGAUUAGAACAUAUUUAUUGUAUUAUCAACAGAGCAGAGAACAUUAUCCUGGAAAUGCAACUUACGUGUUGUUUAAACAUUGAAUCAAGUAGGAUAAAAAUUGUUAUUUGCAUUAUUAUACCACCUAUAUUUGAAACGGUUUAGACCACUUAGUUGUUAAUGCUAUGUAUAUUAAAGUAUUUCAAUCAAUAAAAUAUUUAUGAAAAAACAA